Messenger RNA from Procambarus clarkii (red swamp crayfish), 12882 nucleotides. Lineage: Eukaryota; Metazoa; Arthropoda; Malacostraca; Decapoda; Cambaridae. The record is from RefSeq and is a predicted model, not a curated record.
GGAGUUACCCUAUCUGAGGCCUGAGGAGCUCGGCCAGUUUAUAUCCCGUUGGUCUAGAUAAGCAGGGAUGCUGGGAUAGCGUCCCAGGAUAACGUCUCCUAUGGGAUAAGGUGUACUUAUAUAAAAACAAAAGAAUACAAGUAUAAAAAUCCCUGGCUGACUUUGAAAGUAUUGCAAAGCCAAUUGUGAUGGACUGUGCGAAUAUUAAAAAAGAUAUAUAUAAUUAGCAAGUAGUGUGUGACCUGGUAAACGUGACCAGGGAGACGUGACGAUCUCAGCGAAGUAGUGAUCCAUGGUAAAGGCAGCCAGUCCAGGCGGCUUCCUACACCUGCAACCCUCCCCUACUCCCGACGGGACACACCUGCUACACCUUGUUGAAGCACUCUGCAAACCUGAGAAUAAAAUCUUACUACCUACAGCAGGACUAAGCUAGUUGGCCUUGCAGGACCCUGUUCUAGAGUACCCGGAUCUCCUGACAUUCUUACCAGUAAACUGGACUUGUUGUAGAACUACCUGUCUGUCACACAUAUAAAUCUAUCUCUGUCUACUGCAACAUGUACUGUAGCUUGCCUGGAAGGCUUGGUGUAGGGGAAGACUAAUCCAAAAAUGCUGCAGAAGUAGUAUGGCGUGUGUAGAAAGUAAGGCAGUGAUGUAGGUCCUCGCAUUCACGCUGUUUGCUCUGGAGUGAAUGACACGAUGCGGCCAUACGGCUGACAGACACCACUUCAUCUCAGACGACAGGGUGCUGAAGUAUAUCAUCAAGUAACCUGUCAGUACAUUAGUGCCGCUCACACCUAUUAUUUUGUAACCAAGACUUUGAUACAGUUUGCGCUCGGAAAGUUCACUGAAAGGCACUGUGUUGAUGCUGCAAUGCUGUCAUAAGUCAAUAUAUCUUAAUAUUUUCUGUAUAGACGGCUUUGUAUGUUUGUAGUAUAUUCAAGACUCCCACUUAGGAUUCGCAGGAAGCAGCAACAUACUGUAUGAGUGAAGUGAGGACAAAAUACAAACAGAAGAGAUCAUCGCUGCAGUUUGCACUGACAAAGUAAGCAUGUAGCAGCAGAGGCACCCGCACCCCGCCCUAGGACUACCCUGUAUGGUGGGGGCCACGCUGCCCCCAACGGCACGCCUCACCUUCCCGCCCUGUGACCCUGUGUGAUGUGUGUGGAGAGGACCGGGCCAUGAGCAGGGUACGACGCCUUGAAGGAGUGCGAGUGUGCAGGAUACUGUGUGAAGGAGAGUCUGUGGGAGGCGCGGACAUGUGAGGAGACUCGCUGGCCCACACUUGAGUGCUGCCGCCGCUACGAGUAUGGCUGGUGGAGUUGGGCGGCGUCACCCUGUCGGCAUCGCGCGCCUUCUUCCUUCCAUCUCUGUACCUCUACAGCAGUGACGAAGGGCGAGGACAAGCAACAGAGGUGAUGGAGGGCCGGGCAGGUGGGACAACCACUUCCUCAUGCAGCAAGGUCACAACUUUGCCCGGGUACUGCGUGGGGUCAGUGCGCUAUGGCGUGCGUCUGGCGCCCUUGAGUGGAACCUUGCCCUCAAGGAGGUGUUCCGAGGGCGACUUGGGAGCGCCGAGGAGACCCCCUGCUGAGGCCGGCAGGAAGGUGGGCAGGAGUGGCUCUGGUCCCAGCAGUCAACAGCCACUUGUUGACAAUGGACAUGACGUGGGUGGAUCGCAUCUCGAUCCUCUCCUGCGAAGCCUGGGGCCCUCGCCCAUCCACCUGAAGGAGGCCCACUCGCUCCUCAACAGGUGGGCGCCACUCACCGUCCCGACGUCAACAUCCAUGCUACCUCCCGCCUCGCCGCGCCCACAUGCCCUCAGACGAAGCUUCAAUGCUUCGCCAAGGCCGUGGGUAGCACCCAUUCCUCAGGAGGAAGACACCACCGUUGCCCAGGAUGGUGAUAAUAGAGGCAGUGACAAUAACAUCAAUAUGAAAAGCGAUGUGGGUGGCAGAUGGCGAGCGGCGCCAACAGAUGGCGCGGGCGUGUACACCAAGACUACCUCUCCUCCUGACCCGCUAAAAUUAUCCCCCCACCCACCACCCGAGGGAAGCGGGCGGCCCUCCCUGCGGGGCGACCCGCGCCCUGCGCCGCCUCUCAACUCUACCGCUGACGUUGCCACCUUCAGAAGCGAGGCCACCAUCCUGGUGACCCAAGGCGACAACAGUCACCCAGAGAAAGGGGCCGAGCGCUCGCCCAUAAGCCGCAGGCGGGGCUUGGGUACCCUCAGCCUUGCCAGGUGUAGUGACGAGGACGGAGAGGGUACGGGCGGGGCUCCUCCUCCUGCUGCUGCUGUAGGAGGCGCGGCGCUGCUGCAGGAGGUGAGGGAGGGCGGUCUGCCUCCCCCUGCCGCUAAAUAUACGUGUUGUGUGGCGGGUCGGUCCCCCCGACACCUGCUGCCCCGCCACGCCACUAUGUUUAGCUACCCGGGCCCGGCGCGCCCCGCCAUCCCGGAGGAGCCUGCCAGUGCGUACCUCGACAGUGACCAGUGCAGUGCUCAGCCGCCCGCCACGCCCAGUCAUGCCCACGCCAGUGCCGUGCAGUGUACAGUGUUCCCCUGCGGAGACGGCGGAAGUGUAGCCUCGGGGGGCAGCGGUCAUGGGGACCGUGUGGCCCCCCUGGCGCCAGUGAUACCCCCUGCCGCCACCCCCGCCCGCAGGACCGUCAGGCCCAGACCAGAAAUACCUGACCAUUUGUACCGACGUUGGGCCGCGCUGCUCCCGUCUGAUGCUGGCUUAGAUUAUCGUAGAGAGAGAGAGCAGGCGGGGGCCCCGGGGGGCGCCCCCGGCCACUCAGAUGAGGGGUCUCUGCCGGUGACGUCACCAGAUCUCAGCCCCGCGGCGGGGGCAACACAAGGCUCUCACAACUAUCAGCUGGAGCCUCACUUGGACAUUUACUCACACCAGUUUGCCCGGUUACGACUGGGCGUCCCUACCGGAAGACUGGGGGGCGGCAGAAAAGAGGGGGGGCGUGGACCCCCUCCCGCACGCCCACCCAGGUCUAGACAGAACCAUCUGGAAGAGCUGCGGAAAUGUACUGAAAGGCUGAAGACUCCGUCACCUGACAAAAAGGCUCGGGCGGACUCGGCCCCUCCGCCGGACACAGGCGUGUCAGACGAGGGUGAUGGCGCCCCCCUGCGAGGCAAGAACAAGAAACGCAGCAAUGACUCUCGCACUGCCUCUCUUCGUCACCCUUCCCUGGGCAAGAGCCCCAGCCUUCCCCCGCAGCUUCCCUCAACCAGGGACGCAGGAGCCCUCAGACUGUCGCCGGCUCCUGCCCCGAAGGACCCACUGCAGGAUCUUUCUGCUGGAGAGCAACGGGAGGAGGGGGAGGACGUGUUCAACGAGGGAGCUGUCAAGCUUCCCCCGCGGCCGCGUCCAGAGGCUCGUCUGGUCAUUCCACCGAGAGUCAUUGCCUUUAGGUCUGCGUCUGUGUCGCAGGUGGACGUGGCGUCGGACGGGGCGCUUUUCCUGCGCAGCGGGAAGUCCCCAACUGCUAUCCGACUUUACCCGCUGUGCAAGGACUACUGGGGCUCGAACACCCUCCCCAAGCGCAAGCCUGCAGUCGUCACUAAGGAAGGUGGUGGUGCCGCAGGUGGGCCCAACCACCACCUCCCACACCUCACUACCGCAGCCUCCGUCAGUGACAUGACCAACGUCGGUGCCAAGUCGGGGUUGUCGCAACCGGAAAAACUGGAGAGUAAAUCUAAGUCUGAAAGCGAGUUGUUUGUGGCAGGGCUGACGGGAGGCGAGGGAGGCCUAGCCCACCUUAGGGACAACCUUCUUACCAAGAAAGUGGACGCUCUGGACGCCCUGGCCACCUCAGAAGGCGGCCUCAAGGACGCAGAUGAGAAAGAAAGCGGAGCCAAAAAUGCAGGUGGAAUAAGAGUAAACAAAGGCAAGAAGGAAAACGAAGACACUGUGAAACAGAGCGCGGAGCCUGGCAGACAACAGUGUGAUGAGAGAGAAAGAACUCAUCAGCAGCUUACAAACAAUGAUACCAACAAACCAGACACCAGCAUAAAUGAAUUAAAUUAUCCAACCAAUAAGGAAGAUAAAAAAAACAUUGAUCUGAGAGAAGAAAAUACAGAUAAGAAUGGAGAAAAGAAAGAUAAAGAAGGAAGCAGAUCGAACAGAGUAAGUUUUUCUGAUGAAGUGAAGAAUAUUAGUGUAGAUCCUGAAGACGCUAGAGUGAUGAGGCUCAACGACCAGCCCUCACCACUCUACGGUGGUGAGGGCUCAACCCGCGCUCAGUUACUCGCUAAUUUUAUAUUCAAUACUGACAAAGGAAGUGUAGAAAGUGAGGCGCAGAGACGUUCUUGUGUAGUAUUAGAGUGUGAAAAGAGGAAGCCAGAAAAAGUAGUGUUUACCCUUGGUGAUGAAGAGGUGCAGGGGGGUUUGGGGGGGAGGACAGGGAGUGAGGCAACACCUACAUGGGGACACCACAAGCAAAGUGACGAUCGUCAGGUAAAAGACUUGAAAACUGAUAGUGAAGUACCAAGAGGCGUCGCCCUACAGCAGAAGGCUGCUGCUCAAGGAACAGCGGCAGAAGCAGGCUGUAAUGGACUUGUGAUGAGGAGCAGUGGUGAGGCUGCACCGCUAAGAACAGUGGGUAGUAAGGGUGAGGCUGGUGAUACUCCCCCGGGAGGGGAGAUGCCCACCCCUGGGGGACUGGCUCCUCCAGGACACGCACCCGAACUGGCGGCUGUACUUCGUCAGGGCACUUCAGGGGAAGACUUUGCUGGGGUACUGCCCCUGCUGAGCAGUGCUAGCCAACACACUCAUCUGGACUCGAGACUAAGUACUGAGUUAAUAAACAGUAAAGUUAAAAGUGGAGAGAGUGGGACUAGUCAGUGUGGAGAUCACCGGCAGGUGGAGUGUCAGGUGGUGCAGAAGGAGCCAAUACUCUCGCAGUGUUUGGUUAUCAAGUCCGGGGGGCGGGACAGUGGCCAUCUCGACAGCAUGGGCGGGGAGGGCGCCACCUCCGAGUGCCGGGUGGUCAGGUCUCGCCCUCGCCUCCCUCGGGAAGACUCUGAUGGCGACAGCGGCGAGCGGGAAGCUUCGCGCAUGUACCACAUGCAGGUGAGCGACGAGGGCAUCUUUGAAGAAGAGAUCAAGAGUCAUGAACCACGUGACUCUUCCGACUCCUCGUCUCAAGACAGCAUGGGAAUCGGCCAGGACCGUUCCGAGGAAGGUAUUGUUCCAGUUUCUGUUCCUCGCGAGGACGGUCCUGUCAGGUCAGGGUCACGUCGCCGCCGCAAACUAACAGAUGGCGAUAAUGAAAGGUCUCUCACGUUUCCUCCCCAGAGGAAGAGCUCUCACAGUGACUCCAUUAGAUAUUCCUCGGUGGACAGUAACGGGUUGCGAAGCCUCGCCACCUCCCGAGGUUUCGCGGAUCUGCACAGCAGUGAACAACAGCGCAGCUCCUUCUCUCUCGCUGACAGCUACCUGAGUGAGACGAGUCAGUCACCUGACACACGCCAGCGCCUCCUUAUCUCAGAAACCCGUCCAAUGGACCGAGCAGAGAGGAAGAAGAAGCAUCACAGCGACCCCAGCUGUGAGAGACGAGGCAGCACUGACGCUCUCAUCUUUCGGAGCCAGCCUCACCUGGGAGCUACGCCCACUCAGGGAGACCCGGAUAGACACACCAACAAAGGUGUGGUGUCUCAGGCGUCCACGGACUCUGAAGGUCGUGACGAGCGUGGGGAACCCCCUUCAUUGGGUCCCCCCAGAGUCACCACUCCUCAGGUCCUCUUUAGUGGCCACGAGAGCGACGGGUCCGACUAUCCGCCAUGUCACACUCCCGCCAGAAAUGUCUCUCCAACGCCUUACCUGCAGGACAGCGACUCGGGUGAGCGCAGUGCCCCUCGGAGUCCUCACAUCCCGCGACGGUAUUCCAAGAGACCACUACGAGGCCCGUAUGGCCUCAUGCUCGAAGCGGAAAUGAGCAAAUCCAAGUCGAGUCCGUCUUACCUGUCAGAGGACACUUACCUACCAGUGAGGGACGCCAAGAGCUGCUCGCCGCGUCCACCGUCCCCCGCCUCCCCUGCUGUUAUAAUUGGGGAUGAGCGGCCUCCUCUCAUUAUUCCCACUUCCCGCUCCCUCGACGACUCUGUAAUCAGGAUAAACUACGCCAAUUCCUCAGAAUUAGUGAGUCGCAAAGUGAGCGAGGAGACGGAACCCGGGGCAGCGUCCCCCGUGGGACCCGCCUGGGAAAGUGACGGAGAAGGAACUAUCUCUCCACUCCCUAUUGUUCCUAUCCACCAGCGGACGGUUUCCUCUCCCUCUAAGCUCUCCGGGGAGGGCGGCUUCACCUCAGAGGAUGAACGGGAACUAGUGGACUAUUACUCGGCGGCGGCACGCCUUCUGGCACAGCAGAACCACCAACCACGGCAGCAACACCGACAGCAGCAGCAGCAGCAGCAGGAUCAGCAGACACAAGUCCCACAGGUGGUGGGGACGGAGGUGCGACACCCCACCCCCCACGAGCACCGCCAUAACUCAGAGCACAGACACUCACACAAGCGACACCGUGACACGCGGGCUCACGUGGUUGGUGAACUACACGACACAGAGAGGAACUACGUCAACAACCUCAACUUUAUCCUCACGAAAUACCAGAAGACACUGAAGAGUCCAGAGUAUAGCGCGAUGAUCGACGCCAGCCUGGUGGACGAUAUCUUCUUUCAGGUGCCGGAGAUCUACGGCUACCACGAACACUUCCUGGAACAGCUCAAGCAGCGCAUCGAGUCCCGAGACGCCAGCAUCUGCGUCGGUGACAUCUUCCUGCAGCUGGUUAAUGACCCGGGGGUGUUGGAGAGCUACACAUCCUUCACCAACAACCUCAAGACAGCUCAUGAAGCAGCCAAGGCGGCAUCCCAUGCAAAACAGACCUUCAGGCACUUCCUCUUGGCAAGAGCUCGGGAACAUCAUGGCAAACUUGACCUCAAGGCACUGCUUAUUAAACCUGUCCAACGCCUUCCACAGUAUGAGUUACUUCUCAAGCGUCUCCUGAAGCACACAAACCGAGACCACCCAGACCACCCCUUACUGACGGAGGCCAUUGGCGUGGUACAGCAGCUUGCCAGUAAAAUCAAUGCUGUAGAGCAAUUGGCUGUCCAACAUGAAGAGCAACAACUACAUCUAAAAGAACUUGAGAAUAUUAUUGAAGGCCUCGUUGGUCUUGUCCAACCAGACAGGACAUUCCUGCGUCAUGAUUUUGUGACAAUGCAUCCUGGGCUAGUAACACGGAAAGAGCGCUGUCUGUUCCUGUUUUCUGAUCUUCUUGUCAUCACUGCCAUCAAAAGACGGUCUGGCACUAUACGGAAAGGAUCUAGUUUACCAUAUACGGUACUGAAUUCCUUGGAAUCUAACAAAUUCAAGCUCUUCAAAUUCAUUCCAUUAGACGACCUGGAUAUCGCUAGGUCACGAGACGAAAGUGUGAAGAAGUUAGUCAGAGAGAUGGAAACCUUACAAGAAGAUCUUCGAACUCUCCAACAUAUUUCCGAGCUCUCAAAAACACUUCGAUGUCCACGAGGCCCCUUAGAAGAGUCUGUUCAAGAGAUGCUUGCCCAAGCUCAGAAGCAGCUGGCUGAAAGACAUGGGGCUAACUCACAGCUCAUGGAGCUUGAGCUCACCAUUACAACACAGGAAGGCAUGGAAAACCUGACCUUUAUGUUCAGCAGUGCAGAAAAGAGAGCCAUGUGGGAGGAAGCAUUCAAUGAUGCUAAACAUAAACUAGCUAUGUCAGCAGAUCGGCGACCUCCUCCAGAGUUUUUAUCAGCUCUGCCAAUUAGAAAAACGAGAGCAGGUCUUCAGUUCACAUGUGCAACUGCUACACUUGGUCUCAAUGCUCAUAACCUUAAAGAUGUAUGGGUGUGCAACAGUGAUGGGUAUGUUGGGCAGGUAUGUGUGCUGAGCUUACAGCCUGACCCAACAGUAGCAUGUUGCAAUGGAGUGUGUAAUGCCAGAAUCCUUUCCAUUGCCUCUAUUCCUGCUGCUCCUCAACCUGAUUCUAGUGAUGAUGAUGAGGAUGAAGAAAUUCAUGUGGAUGAAGACAUUAGAAAGCGGAGAAGUGAAUCUCUACCUCCUGAGAUGGGAAGUGACGACACAGACAAUCAGCAACCGACGAUGUGGCUCGGGACAGAAGAUGGUUUUAUCCAUGUUUAUAAUUGCUCUGACACAAUUAGAAUUAAGAAGAACAAGUUCAAAUUCCAGCCUGGGUCUCCAGUUCAUUGUAUAAUUCACUUAGACAAUCGGGUGUUUGCAUCCCUGGCUAAUGGAGACAUCAUUGUAUAUCGGCGAGACAUGACUGGUGGAUGGAAUGUUGGAGAGAGACAAGUUAUAAGCAUCAGUACCGCUGCUGCGCCAGUGACUAGGAUGAUGGCAGUAGCAGGCAAGCUGUGGUGUGCAGCCAUGAACACUGUGCGCCUCCUUAAUACUGUCUCACUUCAAGUGGAACAUUCAUUUGUGGUAGGUGGGGAGAAUGGACGUGGAGUGUCGUGCAUGGUCUCUGCAGGUCAUGGGGUGUGGGUGUCAGUGCACAAUUCUGCAGCUGUCAGACUGUACCACGCAGCUACCUAUGAGUGUUUAUGUGAAGUAAAUGUUGCUCCUGCAGUCACAAAAAUGCUUGCAGGUUGUGAUGAUAUCAUUCGGCAGCACAAAGCUGCAUGUUUACGCGUAACGUCAUUACUGGCUUGUAAGGAUUUGCUUUGGGUAGGAACGAGUGCUGGAGUCAUUAUCACUGUGCCACUUCCCCAUCUUGCCCAUAAUACUCACCGUGUUCAAGCACCUUUAAACAUGGUUGGCAUACCGCAUGGGCACACGGGUCAUGUUAGGUUUUUAACUAGUGUAGAGUUAACUCCGGAGAAUCGAACAUCUCGUCUAAAAAGUCAUCCUAAAUAUUCCUUCAAAGGAAGAGACCAUCCUCACCAUCAGCCAGGAACUGCAGCCCCUGCUAAGCUAUUAGUAAUAUCUGGUGGUGAUGGUUAUGAAGACUUUCGAAGUUCCGGAAUGUCAGAGUUGGCAGGUCGUGAUGACUCCACCAACCACUUGCUACUCUGGCAAGUAUGAGGCUCAGGAGAAUUAAAGAUGUGAUAAUUAAUUUUUGGAGCUUCUCGUGAGAGAAUGAACCCGAUUGACCUAUUCCUGUGGACAUUUUCAGUGACAUUUUGGAAGGUGUUGACUGGAUGACCCAGGUGGGAUGAUUAUUCCCAAAACAUUAUUUAAAGUCUGGGAUGAAUGAUCAGUACUAUCCAUAGUGAAAUAUGGAGAGAGAAUACAGUUCAGACUUCUGUGAGGGAUAUACUAUGAGUUUUAUGUGUGUAACAUAAAUGCAGAUAAAUAGCAUCAUUAAAUCUUAAGAUAACUUAAUCUUAUAAGGUAUGAAUAAUGCUUUUUUCUAAAUUGCUUUGCUGAUUUCAUGACAUGCUUGACAAGUUAUUGAGUAUGAUAAGUAAAUAUAAAGUAAAAUGCUAAAAUUUAAAAUUAAUAAGCAUAUGUAAGAUUCACAUACAGUAUACCAGAAAUUCUUGGUUAAUCCCUCAAGAUUUAGCAGCCACUUGUGGCACUAAGAAGCAUAUCCAAGCAAGAAGGUUCACAGUGCCAAAGUUCAGUUAGAUCUGAACCUCUUGAACCACUAAGACAAACUUACUAAAGUGACUUGAAAGGUAUAGUUAUGGGUGUAGCGUGACGUCCAUGAAUGUGUCAGAGACUCAAUGUAUGCCAUCUAUCAAAGAUUAUAAUUAGACACAAAUGUAUUUUCUAACUUUUGUCAUGUUUCCUAAUUGUACUUUAAUUAACAAGGUACUGAAUGUACUAGAGCUGCAUUUCUUAUUAGCCUCAUGGUUUAGCAAGAUUGCUUGCUGAAUGUACAUACAGUAUACAUACAGAUGCUACAGAGCAGUAUACAUGUGCAUAAUGAAAUUUUGCAUUUCUUCCCUGCAAGUAUUAAACUUAACUUCCUCUCAAUCUCCAUAAGUUUUCUAUUUAUUAUUAUGACUAUCAGAAAAUUCCAAUCCAACUGCCACUGCAUACAUUAACCCUAAUUAUGCCUGCCUUAGUAAAUGACAGACCAUGUGAUAUAACACAUCAGUGCUUAGUGAUAAUAAACUCAAUUCUUCUUUCCCACAACGAAGUGUUUGCCUCGGGCAGAGAUUUUUUUGGAGUCGGUGUUUUGUUGAGCGUGAUAGUGAAGCAACUCUUGCGAUGGUCACUCAAGGGAAAGAACAGAAGUGUUUGUGUUUACACAUUGGCACACUUUGCUUAACAUUGUUUACAAAAGGAGAUAGAAACUCAUUGCAGAAGAUAACUGAUCUUUCAGUCUUCACUGCAAAGGUGGAAUAUAAUUAAAUGAUAUCUAUGGGAUAACAUCAGAUAUUCUACUUUUACCAAACCAUCAGGACAUUCCAACACAAAUGGCUACCACUUGAGUGACUUGUUUUUUUCAUGUCAUGGAUAAUGCAUAAUGUUUCCUCACAUCAGUCAUGUUAUAAAAGAGAUAAAUAUUUGAUGAUAAAGUAAUGCUAAAAAUAAUACUGUAUAUUUAUAAUUCCUGAAACGUGAGUGAAAGAAAAUAAGACACUUAAGUAUUUGUGAAAGGAAAUGCAGCACUGUGAGCUACGUUGAACAGUUGGGUGAAAUAGAAUUUUACUAGUCAUACUCCAGAGAGAUGGUGACAUUUAUUUUGUUAGCGACCUUGUUUAUGCAAGAUGAGCAACACAGAACCUGGCUUGUUGGAUGUAAUUAUACGCGCCAUCACAUAACAUAGGGGAAAAGUGAGAAUGAUGAAAGCUCAUCUUUGUUCCAUAUUGAGGCUCUAACAAGUGUAAAUUCAACCAUCGAUAGACAUCUUGGCAUGUAGGCAUUUUAUUUAUUUUAGCAAAACAAACCAUUGCUAGCUUGUCACUAUGAAAGAAAAGUUUUGAGUAUAGGCUAUCAUUCAUUUACAUGCAAUACUGAAUAUAUUAUAAGUACACUAUUUCAGUACCUGUUGUAUAUAUUCAAUAAUCUAAGACAAAAUAUGGCAGUCACAAAUAAAUUUCAUAACUGGAUAUUAUUUCACUUUCUUUCUCUGAAUAUAAUUCAAUUGUAACUUUUCAUCUGAAUUCAUAGAUUUGAGAUUAAAAAUCAUUUUACUAUCAGAAGCUACACAUUUGGUUACCAUGUUUUCUCAUAUUCUUGCCUUAGCAAGGAAUGUACCUUACUUAUAAUAAAAACAUGACCUGUCAUAAAUCAGGUUAAAACUGUGCUGGUCAGCCUAAGUAUAUCUACUUUCACAUUGUGCUUAUAAUUAUUUAAACUGCUGUAUUUUGUUAAAAUAAUUUUACAUAUAUUUAUGUGCUUUGCCAACCUGCCAGGAUGCAAAUUUAUGUUAUAUAUUUUUUACUAGAGGGAGCAUAUAAAAAUGUCUGAGAAAAAUGUGCAGGUCUGUGAUGAUGCUGCAGAUUUGUUACAGAGAAAUUAUGUGAAAUUUUAUUUUCUUAGUGAUGUAUAUUGAAUUACUGAUAAAUAAAUAUAAUAAUGUAUUAUCAAUUGUAAUGUACAGUAGUUUAUGAGAUCACUGACUGUAUCACUUAAAAGUUGCUAUCGCUCUGCCGUGUUUUCCAGUGGUUUAGAGCAAGAGUGAAGCUGUGCGGAGCAACCGAGAUAAAGUUAUAACACUCACUGACCUCAUCCCUCACAGGUCGCACGCACAACAUCCACCACACCACUCUUUAAUGCUCUUUUUUCCUUUUUUUUUACAUUUUAUCUCUCAUAGAGAUUCUUUACUUAUGUAAAUAAAUAUAUAAUAUAUGUAUACAUACUAGUAUAUAUAUAUAAUAUAUAUUUAUGUAUUUAUUUAAUCAAGGACUCAGCAUAUUGCAACCUUGAUUUUGCAUUGAAAAAGUGCAAAAUAAUUUUAGUUCUCUUUUCCUAUACUGUUACAUUGUGGCAUAAUGGUUACUUUUGUAGUAUGUUGGUAGUUAUCUGCAGAAUGUUUAAGAAGUGUACACACAUAAUCCUUGUGGUCAGACACAAGCUAAAAAUACAUUUUGCAUUUAUCGCACAAACACACACACAGCAUUAUACGACAGAGUACUGGGAAGACGAGACACUACGAGUGUAGUUCUCAUCCUGUAACUACACUUAGGUAAUUAUACACACACACACCAGGAAGUUUUUAUCAUCUGACCUUCCCAAAUGAUUUAGGUAUUUUGCAGCAAAGGCAUAUUUCCCAAGAAAGCAUCACAUUUGCACAGGUACAGUAAUUUCAUUGUUUAUUCAUAUUUUAUCCAGAUACUCUUUAAAAUGAUACGGUUCACUAGAUAUUGCUAAAACUAUUCAUAUUUACAAGUACUUGAGUAAUGAUGUGCUUAGCAAUGAUAGGGUGGAUGUGGAGCCUGUUGGUGUGAUCUGACCUCAGAGAGUCCUUGGAAGGAGAUGCUCGCCUGCUGUAUGGUAUUAAUAUACAAAUUUUAGCAAUACUUGUAUAAAUGACCUUACAGCAACUAAUGCUUUGUGUCAUCUACCAAUGGCCCGCUGAGCAUACCAGUGUUGCCAGGCAUCGCUCUUCCCUCAGUUGGCAACAAUGCGCCUGUUGGGCUUAUUCGACUGUGACCAUGUACACCCUAAGGAUAACCCUAAGUUAUCCUUCUAUGGCUACUCCCCCAAUACCUUCAUUUAUCUUACCAAAGCUACAUAUCUCUUAUUCUAUUGACCCAAGCCCAUGCCAAGCACCCUCUUAUUAUCUUACUGUUUUCCUGCCCCUGUACCCUUUAUUACCGUACUGUUAUCAUGCCCCAGCUUCUUCUAUUAUCCUAUUAUUUCUAUGCCACAGCAUCUAUUUUCCUACUGUUGUGAUGCUUCUGUGCCCUCUAUUAUCAUACCAUGAUCAUCAUACCUA